This is a messenger RNA of Ipomoea triloba (trilobed morning glory), 2189 nucleotides long. Its product is annotated as protein NARROW LEAF 1. The transcript is spliced from 7 exons. Lineage: Eukaryota; Viridiplantae; Streptophyta; Magnoliopsida; Solanales; Convolvulaceae. The record is from RefSeq and is a predicted model, not a curated record. Bases 238 to 2055 code for a protein of 605 amino acids.
UUUUGACACGCGUAGGGCGAAAUCAUUGAGUAAUCGACCAAUCGAACUCAGCAAACCUGUUCAGCUCUCCCCGUCCCGUCCACUGACAUUUUCCCAAGCUUACUUUUUCCAGGAAAGCUUCUCCAGACUCCAUCGCCAACACUUCUGCCUUCUUCAGAUUCGCCGGAAAACUGCUUUUCUAGUGACCCUCGGUCUGAAGUUCCAAUUCAACCAACAUCAUUGUAGCUAUGUGAGAAGAUGGAUAGAGCAAGAUCAAAUAUGAGGCCCCGUUUCUCAGGUUCAACACCAUCUGAGGAAUCAGCUUUGGACCUUGAAAAAUAUGGCUGCAGUCAUUCCAAUUUGCCUUCAUUUAGUCCACCAACACUCCAACCUUAUGCAUCGGCUGGACAACACUCUGAGAGUAGUGCUGCAUACUUCUCUUGGCCCAGUCGAUUAAAUGAUGAUGCAGAAGAGAGGGCAAAUUAUUUUGCAAAUCUGCAAAAAGAGGUUCAACCAGAAACUCAAGAUAGAUUACCAGAAGGGCAGCGAGCAAGAACUUUGCUUGACUUGAUGACUAUAAGGGCUUUCCAUAGCAAGAUUUUGCGUUGUUACAGUCUUGGCACUGCAAUCGGGUUUCGUAUCCGACGUGGUGUUUUAACAGAAAUUCCAGCUAUACUAGUGUUUGUGUCCCGGAAGGUUCACAAACAAUGGCUUAGUCCUAUACAAUGUCUUCCUUCUGUUCUAGAGGGUCCAGGAGGUGUUUGGUGUGAUGUAGAUGUCGUGGAAUUUUCCUAUUUUGGUGCACCAGAGCCUACUCCAAAGGAACAAUUGUACACAGAGAUAGUAGAUGACCUGCGGGGAAGUGAUCCAUGCAUUGGUUCAGGCUCUCAGGUGGCAAGCCAGGAGACCUAUGGAACAUUGGGUGCUAUUGUAAGAAGCCAAACAGGCAAUCAACAAGUUGGUUUCCUCACAAACCGGCAUGUUGCAGUUGAUUUAGAUUACCCAAAUCAAAAGAUGUUUCACCCUUUGCCACCAACUCUUGGACCGGGGGUAUAUCUUGGUUCUGUUGAGAGGGCUACAUCUUUCAUUAGAGAUGACCUUUGGUAUGGCAUUUUUGCUGGCUUAAAUCCAGAGACAUUUGUAAGAGCAGACGGUGCAUUCAUUCCUUUCACAGAUGAUUUUGACAUGAUUGCAGUGACGACAUCUGUGAAAGGCAUUGGAGAGAUAGGAGGUGUCAAGAUCAUAGACUUGCAAGCUUCCAUCAAUAGUCUUAUCGGGAAGCAGGUGAUGAAGGUUGGAAGGAGUUCUGGAUUCACUACUGGGACUGUGUUGGCAUAUGCCCUUGAAUAUAAUGACGAAAAGGGGAUAUGCUUCUUAACUGACUUUCUGGUGGUCGGAGAGAACCAACAGACGUUUGACCUUGAAGGAGACAGCGGUAGCCUAAUCAUCUUAAAGGGUGAGAAUGGGGAGAAAGCUCGACCAGUCGGGAUCAUAUGGGGUGGAACUGCAAAUAGGGGUAGGCUUAAAUUAAAAGUCGGCCAACCGCCAGAGAAUUGGACUAGCGGGGUUGACCUGGGACGUUUGCUCAAAUUCCUCGAACUUGAUCUCAUCACAACCGAGGAAGCUUUGAAAGUUGCAGUACAGGAACAACGAGUUGCUUCAGCAACAAUGGUUGGGUCCACAGUGGGCGAUUCCUCGCCUCCUGAUGUGAUGCUCCUAAAGGACAAAAUGGUGGAGCCCUUGGGACUUCAUAUCCAACCGAUUCCAAUCGAAGAUGCAGCUGGUGGUGGCCCCGAUAUAAACUCAUCCCCAGUGGAAGCUGCAUUUAACAUCGAAGAUGGCGGGGUGAACUUGGGUCCCAGUAUCGAACACCAAUUCAUUCCAAGCUUCAAUGGGCGAUCACCGCUUCAUUCUGCUGAAGAUCAACAUGACAGGCCAGUAGUUUAUCAGAACCUCUCAGCUCUGAGGAGUGGCUCUGAUCAUGAAGAGAUUGCCUUUUCUCUGCAGCUGGGAGGCCAUCCAUCCAAGAGGAGACGCUCUGAACCUUCUACUCCCAGUAAAGAAGAACAAAAAUGAAAUUGGCAUUUCAUAAUUAUUUGUUUCCAGUUAUGUUGUUUGCUUGGGACUCAGGCAGGCAGCCUGUGCAAGACUCUAACAAUAUUCUCUCUUUUUUAAAUAUAACUUUUUCACAAGUGUGUUUUCCCCCUUAA